AUGAUCGAUAAAAAGACAUUUGUUGUCUCAAUUGCUGGAGGUCAUGGAACCGGUGUUUAUGAACUAUCUUUACGAAUCAAAGAUGAUUUAAAGGUAUUAUUCAAGAAAAUUAAGAUUGAUAUAGUUAAUCUUGACGAUUUAAUUAUUGAUCCUGAACAUAGAAAGUAUAAUGAUAAAGAUUAUGCGUUCGAAGAUAUAUAUGAGAAAUUAACACACUGUAUUGUUGGUAAGAACAUUGAAAAGGCAGACACUGAAAGAGGAGGAGAAGAUGUUAAAAUCAUUAUACUAUGUGGUAGUUAUGCACUUUAUAAUAUUAAAAUCAAUGAAAUUUCCAAAUUAAAAGUAUACUUAGAUGAUGAUAGUGAUCAACGACUGAUUAAUUUGAUAUCUAUGAAUGGGAAGAAGACGGCUGAUGAACAAAAUAAGGCCGUUACAGCGGAAAAUGACAAGGAAAUGUUAUCUAAAUUGUUACAUAAUUAUUUGGAACAUUUAAGACCAGAAAUGCAAAAAUAUAUUGAACCCACCAAGAUUCAUUCUGAUCUUAUUAUUCCAAAUCAAACUGGUGAUGAAAUUGGUGUUGCAAUUAUAGUUGAUGGAAUAGUUAAGAUUAUUGAGAAAAUUAAACAUGAUGGGAUACGAUACCCUGUAUUUAAUAACAAGGUUUUACCUGAAGGUUCAUCUCCAUCACCACCAUUAUGGGAUUUUGAAGCAGAGAUGAUGGAUGUGGAAAAGGAUCGUUACUAUGAUUUAGCUUGA
Messenger RNA from Naumovozyma dairenensis CBS 421, 756 nucleotides. It is a transcript of the gene DAS2, whose product is annotated as putative uridine kinase DAS2. The coding region runs from base 1 to 756 and encodes 251 amino acids. The transcript has a single exon. Lineage: Eukaryota; Fungi; Ascomycota; Saccharomycetes; Saccharomycetales; Saccharomycetaceae. The record is from RefSeq and is a predicted model, not a curated record.